Molecule: messenger RNA, 3666 nt
Organism: Taeniopygia guttata (zebra finch)
Lineage: Eukaryota; Metazoa; Chordata; Aves; Passeriformes; Estrildidae
Gene: PDYN
Product: prodynorphin
Biological process (GO): neuropeptide signaling pathway; sensory perception; chemical synaptic transmission
Cellular component (GO): neuronal cell body; dendrite; axon terminus
Molecular function (GO): opioid receptor binding
Source: RefSeq, a predicted model, not a curated record
AUUAACUCCCACCUGCUUCCGCGGGUGCCUGGCACGCUCGGCCCCCUCCUCGCCGAACGCGCCUUUCACUCAUGUAGUUAGGAAAAGUUAACUUUUCUAUUACCGCGCAUUUCACUUACCCAGGUACUUAAUUACCAUUGUCCCAGGGAAAUGUCAGUGUGACUCAGAGACGCUUUCCAUUAGGAAGAGACAGAUGAAUAUUAAGUUGAAUUGCUGGUGGGUGGGCUGGUUCCCAGCUCCUCUCCCGGGGGACCCUGACACCCUCCACGCCCUGGACCCGUGGCGGACCCUCUUACCCAGCUCAGUAGAUCUGUGGCACUUUGCUCUGGGGACUGGAGUAACUCGACCUCCCACCCGGAGCAAAGGGAAGGAAUCUUAUUCCAAACGACUUUUCCCUCUUAGGAUUUGCUCUAUCUCUAACACAUCUCCCUCGUGUGCAAUUACCCUGUGCGGGAAGGUGGCUGCACCCGAGGCCGCUGGGUGCGUAUAUACAUAUUCAUAUAAAAAUAAUGGCUUUGGUGUGGAAAUGCUCCCCCGCGCCGUGUCUGUGGUGCCCGCACGGCCAUCAGACACAGCAGCAAGGGUUAAACCGCCCGAGGGCUGCCCACACCCCUCGCCCGGGGAGUUGUGGUCGUUUGCAGAUGCGUUUUGUUCUUCUCAGCUUUUGUUCUGUGCCCGCACAGCCCAGCACACCCCGACACUGCGAGGCGGGGCCGCGGCCGCCCUCUGCCCCUGCGGGACCUGAGCUCCAUCCCCCCUCUCUGCAGCACCAGGGAUGGAGGGAUGGGCUCCUCCGAUGGCCCUGAGGAGGAUGCAGGGCUCUGCCCUCCCCGCCGCCCCAUGCCCUGCUCCCUUGAUCCCUCCGUGUUAGCACAGCCCCAGCCUGGAUGAGUUAAAAUCCUCCUCCAGACAAAAGCCGUGGGGUCCCGCCUGCUUUUCAAGGAGCUGGGGGGAUACCGACGGACCUGAUCACCAUCCCUGACACAGGACCACGGGCACAGGCUGCCGUGGCUGCUGGGUGCCCAGCAGAGGAUCCCAGCAGUGCCCAUGGCCCCCACUUCCCUCACCAGUGCUGGGAGGGCUGAGCAAGGGGGCACCAGGUCCAGCAGCUGGUGUUCGAGCUGGGAGACAUUCGAGGUUGCUGGGAAACAUCCCUCUUGAGCUCCGAUAAAAAUAGCUCCAUCUUCAAGGCGAGAGGACUGGCUGCACUGCCAGCGACGCAGGGGAUGUGUCUGCACCCACCGGGGUGUGGGGGGCCGGUGCAGGAUGUCCUGUGGGGUCUGCGCCUCGGACCCCCAUCCCACACGUGUGUUGUGACAUGGUGCAGUGGGACAGGGGUGCAGGGGCUCAGGGACUGCCUGUCAUUGCCCCAGUGCCGUUCUCUUUUAUCCCCACAUCAGACUUGGAAAUGUGUGAGAACAGGAAUCAGGGCUGAGUGGGGAAAGUGAGGGUGUUUUUCUCCCCCCACCCAGCCCCCCCUGCCUCUUUGGCUCAUCUCAGUGUUUGCCCUCAUGAGGAGGGGGCUCAGGGAGAUGUGGAGCUGGGCUCUGAGCUCUGGCAUUGCAGAGGUUGGGGGGUUUCUAUGCAAAGGCUUUUUCACCUGACAGCAGCUAGGCUGGGUGGGUUGGGACAUCCCUUUCCCGGGGCAUGAAGACCCUCUCUCCCUUCCCAGCAGCUUUGGAUGGGCUCACUUCUCUCCCCAGCAUCUCCACGAGGACGGUGCCUCUUCCCAGCCUGGGGAACAGGGUGAGAGGAGGUCAGGGAUUCACCUUUCCCCCUCCACCCUUCUUGAAGCACACGAUUUGAAUUCAGUGUCCAGGAGAUUCAGCCAAACCCCUGUGGGAAGCAGCUGUCUGGGAAGACCGCCAGACCCCAUCCCACUUCUCUGCCACCUUCCUUGUUUGGGACACGCGUUUCUGACCGCGGCUGGGCACGACGGAAAUCUCCGAGUGAUGCAGGCGCAGCGGUGGGAUGCGCACCCCGAUUCCCGGGGCGGCCGGGGGCUGCGGGGAGGCCUCGGCGGUGCGGGCGAGCCUGCUCGGGAGGUGGCGGGGAUGCUGCGGGGCUGAUUAUUCACAGCUUCCCUCGCCCCGAUUGGCUCUGCCGCCGCGCACAGCCGGGCCCCGCCGCAGGAGGAGACUCCGUGGCCAUAAAAGCGGGGUGAGAAGCAGCCGCCGGCGAGUCCGGUGGACAACUCGGGCGGCACCGUGGGGCCACCUGCCACUGUGGCCUUGCCACCGAUGACUGGCACAGCCUGACGCCCGUGGAGGGACAUCCAUCAGCCACGUCCUGACUUGGCGAAGCAGGUGCUCGGCGGGACGGGGAGCAGCGGCAGGCAGUGGCUGCAGGGCGAGAUGGCACGACGGGCACUGGCACUGGCACUCUGCCUGUCCCUGUCUGCGGUGGCAUCUGCCGACUGCGUCACCCAGUGCUCCCUCUGCGCAGCCCAGAGCCGCGGUGCCGAGAGCAGCGUCCAGCCCCUGAUGUGCCUGUGGGAAUGCCAGGGCUCCUCGUCACCCGGCCCCGAGUGGGAGAUGUGCAGGAAGGUGCUGGCGCUCCUGGCCCCGCUGGUGGCCCUGGCCGAAGGGACAGACCCGUCCCCACAGGAGGCGGAGGAGGAUGAGGCGCAGCCGGAGCAGGGCCUGGGCCCCGCAGAGCUGCCGCUGGCGCCGGCCAAGCGCUACGGGGGCUUCAUGAAGAUGAUGUCCAAGGCGAAGCUGCUGUCCCUGCUCCGCGAGAACGCUCACAGCAAGGGCGGCCUCAGCAAGAAGUCCGGGGCCUUCAGCCGCAAGCCGGGGGAGCGAGCGGCCCCCGAGGACUACCCGGGGCCGGCAGGGGACGGGGACGAAGAGCCCACGGGGGCCGGGGCCGAGGGGCCGGAGCUGGCGCAGCUGCACAAGCGCUACGGGGGCUUCCUGCGCCGCAUCAGGCCCAAGCUCAAGUGGGACAAUCAGAAGCGCUACGGGGGCUUCCUGCGGAGGCAGUUCAAGGUGACCACGCGGUCAGACGAGGACCCCAGCGCCUACUCAGGGGAGGUCUCAGACCUGUAGAGCCAGGCAUGGGACGGCAGCACCGUGGUCCCCACACUGCCACCCCAACUGUGCCGUCCCCCAGCCCUGCCCCCUGCCCAGCCCGGUGUGGCUGGUGUCACUCUUGCCUCAUUCCCCUGAGGGGACCAUGAGUUCCAUCCCCAGUUGUCCCUCUCUGGUUCAUUCUGCCCAUCCUGUGCACGGAGGGGGCAGUGCCACUCCUCCGGCUGCUGGCCCAGCCCAGGGUUCCCAGGGGUGUAUUGCUGGGGACACAUAUCCAUCCAUAUCCUCCAUCCUCCCGUGGCUGCUGGAGCACAGCAGGGUCUGGAAACCAUCACAGCUGAGGUACAGGGCAGGGGGCUCCGAGCACUGGGAAUGAACCAGGAUCAGGGAGGUGGCUGCCGUGGCCACGGGCAGAGGUGGCUGGUGGAGCCACAGCACCAUCACCAGGUGCUCAAGCAGUGCUGAGCCCAGCCCCCACUCCCCUCCCCGAGCCUCUCACAGUGUCCCACUAAUCCCAGCACCCACCUGGUGCCCCUAGGCUCCCCCUCCAAGAGCGACUCUAGAGGCAGGGCCAGCCCCAUGCCCCAACACCCAACUCCCCCCUCGCAGUCAAUAAAAGGCAGAUGCCAAUGAA